AUGGGUUUAUGCUUUGAAAAGGUUCUGACACGGACGAGACUUCAAGACUUGUUGAGAGAAAUCGACCCGAAUGAGCACCUCGACGAUGACGUUGAGGAGGUACUUCUGCAGGCCGCUGACAAUUUUGUGGAUGACGUAAUAUCUCGUGCUUGUGAUCUCGCCAAACACCGAAAAGGAACGACUCUUGAGGCACAAGAUGUUCUUCUUGUCCUUCAAGGGCAAUUGAACAUGUGGAUACCUGGUUACGGAAGUGCGGAAGAGCAUCAAGUGCCAAAAAUGCCAUCGCAAAGCACCUCCGAAGCUCAUCGGCAGCGGAUGGCGUUAAUUCGAAAAUUCUCAAAGAAGUGAAGAGUUUCCAUUCCCUCGGAUUUGGCUUUAGUGUUAUACAUUCCGAGAAUGUUUGUGUGAAUGCGAAGCGAAUUCUAUAUUUUUUUCACUGAAUAAAGGUGCUUUUUGUGCA
Molecule: messenger RNA, 460 nt
Organism: Notodromas monacha
Lineage: Eukaryota; Metazoa; Arthropoda; Ostracoda; Podocopida; Cyprididae
Source: the annotation of a GenBank genome assembly